UACAUUUUUAGCUCCCAAGGAAAAAUCGACCACAAAAGGCAAAGCAAAAUCAAAACACAAAAUGGGAAACGAAACCUCGCUGCCCAUGGAAAUGUGCUCCAAUUUCGACGCGGAUGAGAUACGUCGCUUGGGCAAACGCUUUCGCAAACUGGAUCUGGACAAUUCAGGCGCCUUGAGUGUGGAUGAGUUCAUGUCGCUGCCGGAGCUGCAGCAGAAUCCUCUAGUGCAACGUGUCAUAGAUAUAUUCGAUGCGGAUGGCAAUGGUGAGGUAGACUUCAAGGAGUUCAUCCAAGGUGUAUCGCAGUUUAGUGUCAAAGGUGAUAAGCUGUCUAAGCUGCGUUUUGCCUUUCGCAUCUAUGAUAUGGACAAUGAUGGUUAUAUAUCCAAUGGCGAGCUGUUUCAGGUCUUAAAAAUGAUGGUGGGCAAUAAUCUGAAAGACACGCAAUUGCAGCAAAUUGUGGAUAAGACAAUCGGUUUCGCUGAUAAGGAUGAGGAUGGCAAGAUCUCAUUCGAUGAAUUCUGUUCGGUUGUGGGCAAUACGGACAUACAUAAAAAGAUGGUUGUUGAUGUUUAGAGAACGGCAACGAAAACCUCUUAACUGCAUAUAGGUUUAAAGUGUAUAAUUUUUUUUAUAAAACAAAAGAAACACAAGAAACAAACAAACAACACCCACACAUAUACAAUUUUU
This is a messenger RNA of Drosophila busckii, 688 nucleotides long. RefSeq names its product calcineurin subunit B type 2. The transcript is spliced from 4 exons. The coding region runs from base 62 to 574 and encodes 170 amino acids. NCBI's taxonomy places the organism in Eukaryota, Metazoa, Arthropoda, Insecta, Diptera, Drosophilidae. The record is from RefSeq and is a predicted model, not a curated record. Gene Ontology annotation, molecular function: calcium ion binding; calcium-dependent protein serine/threonine phosphatase regulator activity.